CAUUCUUUCUCGGAGUAUCUCGGGCUUCGAAGCAUUCGUAUUUCUUUAUGAUUUAUUGAUGGUCUAGCGGCUGGCCGAAAAAUGUCAACAAUAGGCGGAAUACCAGAAAAUGUUCUCCAGGACAUGGAGAAUGCAUUUUCUUCAGAUCCCAAGAACAAAUUGGCCCAGAAUGUAUGUUUCAUGACUAAUCCAAGACAAGUCAUGAAAAGUCAAUCAGAUCUUCGAGAUAAAGUUCAUAUAUUUAAUUGCAAGGUGCCUACUGAAGGUAAACCAAUGACCAAUCAAAAGGCUUCUGGGCGCUGUUGGAUAUUUGCAUGUAUGAAUGCCAUGCGAUGCAGUGUCAUGCAGUUAUUCAAAUGUGAUGAACUGGAGUUCAGCCAGAAUUAUCUCUACUUCUGGGAUAAGUUGGAACGUUGUAACUACAAUUUGGAUUCCUACAUCGACUGUGCUCGUCGGGGGGAGACGUAUGAGGGACGUCUUGUGAGUCAUCUUCUUGUUUCUCCCUCCGAGGAUGGGGGACAGUGGGACAUGCUUGUUAACCUUAUAGAGAAAUAUGGAGUUAUUCCCAAAGCUUGCUUUAAGGAUUCUGAGAGCGCACAGCAGUCUAGGAGUAUGUGUGGCAUAAUCAACAAUAAGAUGAGAGAGUUUUGCAAGAAACUACACACAAUGGUCUUUGAAAAAGCCUCAGAUGAAGAAAUCCAGAAAGAGAAAUCUUUAAUGUUGCAACAGAUUUAUUCAAUUCUCUCCAUUUGCUUGGGAACGCCACCAAAGACUUUUACCUGGGAGUAUUAUGACAAAGAUAAAAAGUACCAGAAGAUUGGACCAAUUUCUCCAGUGGAAUUCUAUCAAUCAAAAAUCAAACCACUGUAUAAUAUGAAAGAUAAGGUGUGCAUUGUGAAUGACCCAAGAGCAAAGAAUCCUUACAACAAACUGUACACUGUGGAGUACCUGAACAACAUGACAGGAGGUCAGCCCGUGCUGUAUAUCAACCAACCAGUCAGUGUGUUAAAACAACUCACAGUGAAAUCUCUGAAAGAGGGAGAGGUUGUGUGGUUUGGUUGCGAUGUUGGAAAGUAUAAUAGCAUAAAACCAGACGGGGUCCUGGACCUUAAAGCACUGGAUUAUAAGUUGGUGUUUGGAUUCUCGGGGCUUGGAUUGGAUAAAGAGGGACGGCUGAAUUAUGGGGAAUCACUGAUGACCCAUGCUAUGGUGAUCACUGCUGUUCAUUCAGAGAAUGAUGGACCUACAAAAUGGAGGAUAGAGAACUCCUGGGGUGAUACUGAUGGAGAAAAGGGUUACCUGGUCAUGUCAGAUGAGUGGUUUUCAGAGUUUGUGUAUGAGGUUGUCAUUGACAAGAAAUACCUUACUGAUGAAAUCCUAGCUGUAAUGAAACAAUCUCCAGUUGUUCUCCCUGCUUGGGACCCAAUGGGAGCUCUAGCAAAACUCUGACAAGCAGGCCAACCAGGCCAUUCAAAUUUACCGAGAUGAGUAAUUAUCAUUACAAUUACAGUAAUUAAUUAGUCCAAAUAGAUUCAAUAAUAAAGUCAGGAUACAUAUUUCCUUUUUUUGUGUGUGCAUGUAAAUAUCGUAUUUGAUUUUAUUUGUUACAUAUGCAUGUAGAUCGAUUGGUAUUGUGAAGGAUAAUGUAUCAUACAUUUAAGAUCUAGUGCUAUGUGAUUAAUCACUUUUACAAUUUGUAAUAUAUUUUUAAAAGAUACAAGAUGUACAUUAUUCUUUGUAAUCAUUUCUGUAUAUGUGUAGAGAACUGCUGAAUUUAUUUUUAUUUAAUUUAAACACGAAUGCAUGAUUAUAAUAUUUUUAAGUAUAGAAAUAUUUCAUUAUAAAUUAGGUUUUGUAUUUAUGUUUACACAAAGAGUUACAAUGAUUUUGUGUCGAUUUUGCACUGCUUGUAAAGGUAUAAUAUUCUUGAUAUUCAGGUUUUGGUAUUAGUCCUCAAAUCAUCAAAUGAUUUCUACAUCUUGUGUAACGUCAAUCAAAAUAUUAAGAACAGUGUUAUGAUUGUUUUGAUACGAGAUUAAAAGAAGCAUCUUAAUUCA
Ostrea edulis (European flat oyster) is the source of this 2057-nucleotide messenger RNA. RefSeq names its product bleomycin hydrolase-like. The record is from RefSeq and is a predicted model, not a curated record. Gene Ontology annotation, biological process: proteolysis; L-homocysteine catabolic process; response to toxic substance. Gene Ontology annotation, cellular component: cytoplasm. Gene Ontology annotation, molecular function: cysteine-type aminopeptidase activity. The transcript has 11 exons. Lineage: Eukaryota; Metazoa; Mollusca; Bivalvia; Ostreida; Ostreidae. Bases 82 to 1449 code for a protein of 455 amino acids.